AUGGACCCGUCGCACCCCCUUCUAAGGCUAUCUGGCGCCGAUGGACCCGUCGCACCCCCUUCUAUAGGUAUCCGACGUCGUGGGACCCGUCGCACCCCCUUCUAUAGGUAUCCGACGCCGAUGGACCCGUCGCACCCCCUUCUAAGGCUAUCUGGCGCCGAUGGACCCCGUGAGAUUGUCUCACUACAUGUGGGACAAGCCGGUGUGCAAAUCGGAAACGCUUGUUGGGAGUUAUACUGUUUAGAGCACGGUAUUCAACCUGAUGGUAUCAUGCCGACCGAUCAAACAGUGGGUGUCGAGGAUUCAUCCUACAACACAUUCUUCUCCGAGACACAAAGUGGUAAGCACGUCCCUCGUGCUGUGUUCGUGGACUUGGAACCGACGGUAGUCGAUGAGGUUCGCACCGGAACCUAUGCGAAACUUUUUCAUCCUGAACAGUUAAUCACAGGCAAAGAAGAUGCAGCUAACAAUUAUGCUCGUGGACACUAUACAAUAGGCAAAGAACUGAUCGAUGUGUGCAUGGAUCGAAUUCGACGUCUUACCGAACGCUGCUCUGCACUUCAAGGUUUUCUGAUUUUUCACUCUUUUGGUGGUGGCACAGGCAGUGGAUUCGCCUCGUUGAUGAUGGAGCGUUUAUCUGUUGACUUUGGAAAGAAAGCGAAAUUGGAAUUUAGUAUCUAUCCGGCCCCGCAGAUUAGUACAGCCAUGGUUGAACCGUACAACUCUUUACUCACCACACACACUACCUUGGAACAUUCUGACUGUUCAUUCAUGUUGGACAACGAAGCAAUCUACGACAUCGCUAAGAGCAACUUGAACAUAAGAAGCCCAACCUACACAAAUCUGAAUCGACUGAUCGCGCAAGUGGUCUCUUCAAUCACCGCAUCGCUACGUUUUGACGGUGCUCUAAAUGUGGAUCUUACAGAAUUCCAGACUAAUCUCGUCCCGUAUCCAAGGAUUCACUUUCCUCUGGUCACCUAUGCACCAAUCAUAUCCGCAGAAAAAGCCUAUCAUGAACAGCUGACCGUCUCUGAGAUCACCAAUGCAUGUUUUGAAUCGGGAAGCCAAAUGGUGAAAUGUGAUCCACGAAAUGGAAAAUACAUGGCAUGUUGCUUAUUGUUCAGAGGGGAUGUCGUUCCUAAAGACAUCAACUCAGCCAUAUCGGUUAUCAAAACAAAAAGAAACAUACAGUUUGUGGACUGGUGUCCAACAGGCUUCAAGGUCGGCAUCAACUACCAACCACCUACCGUCGUUCCGAACGGUGAUUUGGCGAAACUUCAGCGAGCAGUCUGUAUGCUUUCUAAUACCACUGCUAUUCAGGAAGCAUGGGCGAGACUCGAUCACAAAUUUGACCUGAUGUAUGCAAAACGAGCAUUUGUUCACUGGUAUGUCGGGGAAGGCAUGGAGGAAGGCGAAUUCUCUGAAGCACGUGAAGAUAUGGCUGCCCUUGAAAAAGACUACGAAGAAGUCGGUGUUGAUUCAUUCGAUCCAGCCGAGGAAGAAUAUUAA
Messenger RNA from Necator americanus (New World hookworm), 1509 nucleotides. RefSeq lists its product as uncharacterized. The coding region runs from base 1 to 1509 and encodes 502 amino acids. The transcript has 14 exons. Gene Ontology annotation, cellular component: microtubule; cytoplasm. NCBI's taxonomy places the organism in Eukaryota, Metazoa, Nematoda, Chromadorea, Rhabditida, Ancylostomatidae. Gene Ontology annotation, biological process: microtubule cytoskeleton organization; mitotic cell cycle. Gene Ontology annotation, molecular function: structural constituent of cytoskeleton; GTP binding. The record is from RefSeq and is a predicted model, not a curated record.